CAACCAAAGCAUUUGCACAGACGCACGGCGCCACGACGGGCUCCACCGCGUGCCAAACUAAAGGAGUAACGGAGUUUUCUUAUCAGUUGCCUUGGCCAUCGAUCGCACUGCUGCUGCUGUUACCGUUGCUGUCGGUGUCGCUGUCGCUGUCGCUAUUGCUGUUCCUUUCACUCUCACUGUGAGGACUAGUCACUCGAAUCGAAUGUUAGUUAGUGUUGUUGCGCGCGCUGAACAGAGCGAGGGCUAGACCUCGCAAAAGUUGUGCUUGUCCUUGCUUAGGGCUAGAGCACCUAGCACUAGAACACUCUCCCGCUGAGAGUGUGCCGUGUCGUGUGCGUGUGAGUGUGUUGGGUGUGCGUGCUAAUGGCCUUGUGAUGUGUGUUCAAAGCUAAUCGUUAUGCAAUUGCCUCGCGUCUUUAUCGGAUUCCAGUGAAAUAAUGUCUUUGAAACGUUAUGCAACGCUGCUCGCGGCGGUCACUCCACAGAAUCCGCCCAAUGCAACAACAAGAGCGGUCUCAACAGUCGUGUCCAUAACAACCAUUGCCCCAUCAUCAUCAUCAUCCGUCGCUCCAAGCAGCAGCAGCAGCAGUAGCAGCGAGGAGUCCCAGUCCCAGUCGCAGGAGCAUGGCACCAGCUCAUCCUCAUCAUCCUUUACCACCUACUACAGCAGCGGCUUGGGUCUGUAUCAUCAGCGUGGUGUAUCCGGAUCAGCAGGCAGUGUCGGUGGCGGAGGGGGCGCAGCAGGAGCUGGCGGACCCCAGACAUAUGCAAAUGUUGUCAACGGCAACGUGAAUCUGCUGCUGGGCGGCGCCAUGCUCUCCCUGGUGACAACCAUAUUGUGCGUCGUCUGCUAUUGUUGCCACCGCAACAUCAAAAAGCGCACAGAGGCCGCCUACAGGCAGCAGCAGCAUCAAUGGCUGGAGACGGAUCCCAAUAUGGAAAUCUAUAGCGUUGAGCAGUGCUACGAGACAUCUGGACUAUUCCUGGGCGACUCCACAGACGGACUGUCCGUUAUGCCGACCCUGCACCACGAGCCGCCGCCCUCCUACGAUGCGGUGGUGCUGCACGAGCAGCAGUUGCUGCAGCAACAACAGCAGCACCAGCAGCAGCUGGAGCAGCUCCAGCUGCAGCAACAGCAGAUCCUGAUGCAGCGGAUCUCGCCCCCGCCCGGCUAUCGAUCCUCGCUGGACAUCAGCACCCACCACCAUCCCCACGGGCCGGUCGGCGGCUGCAGCCGUGGCACGCCCGAUGGCAGUGUGGAUGCCAUGGCCAGUGGAUCGGGGGCAAUCAGAGGAGGAGGAGGAGGAGCAGCUGCAGCUGGAUGCGGAGCCGCGGUCAACAAGGAACUGCAGCUGGCGCUGAACGCCCAGUCCUGCUGCUCCCUGCAGCGGGCGGAGGUGGAGAGCAUGUGGAAUGCUACGGAAAUGGAGAGCAUGUGGAAUGCAGGUGCGGCUGCGGUUGCCGCCCGACGUGGAAAUUGCCUGGAAAUGGAAACAGUGCCGCCACCACCAGCGGUACCUCUGGCCCUGCAGGGCAGGAAGCACGGUGGUCAGCAGGGCUUCGGGCUGAACACCUUGGGGCGUCGCUACCUGCAGCAGAGCCACCAGCACAGUCACUACCGACAGGGCUGUCCGCUGUGUGGCAAGUUCCGCUACGAGGCGGAAGCGGAAGAUGAGGUGAGCCCAUGUGCCUUGUCUGUGGAAAGCGGCCUCAAUGUGGGCUCCAUGAGGAGCAGCGAAGUGCCGCCAGAGGAUGCCAACGAAAAUAGAAUGUUGGCAAGUGCUGAGCUGGCAACAUGUCCCUGCCCCUGCUCCACCAACUGCGACAACGAGGAUGGAAACGGCAACCACAUGAUUGGCGAAUCCCAGCCAGAAGAUGAGGCAAAUGGGAAUGCCCAACCCGCAACACAGGAAGCAAUCAACGAGCCAACCACCACAACCAUCACCGAUGUCAACGAUGAAAAUGACAACGCAUCUGUGGCAGCCACGUCAUCGGCCCGGAAUGAGGAGGAGCUGGCUGCUGCCAGCCAGGAUUUGAGCAACAUCAACGAGAACGGCUUUAUCAGCCUGGAUAUGAGCAAAAUCAUUGACAGAUCGGGUCUGCCCACAUAUGAGGGAGCCCUGAAGCUGGAGUCCAGUGGCUAUGUGUAGGAGACCCAAGAGGAAGAUCAUCCCUUGUGUUAGCUAUAAUCUAUAGAAACCUAAAUCACAAAUGUGCUUUAAUUAUGGAAUAAGAUGGCACUCUCUUUUGGACAGCUGUGAAAUGGCAAAAAGGUUUUUGGUUCACUCAACGCACUAGUUAAUCUGUUUGUAGUUCCUUUAGUUAAAUAGUUAAUCGUUUUGUAGUUCCUUUCUCAGGUCUGACUGAUCUCACAGAAUGGAUUAAGAUUCGUUUUGUUUAUCGUUUAUCUCAUGGAUUAUUAUAAAUUAUUUUCUACUAUCAAAGACACAUAGAACAUCCCUACAGGAUCAAUUGUAAUCAGCCUUACUGUCCACACAAUACAUACCUUAACUUUACGAUCUCUUUGGAUCUCUGCUAAGUACACAUGUCGUUAUUCUUACGAUCCCCCAGAUCUCUCUCUAUCACUCGUUGUAAGCAAAGAAAGUAUAAAGAAAAAAUAUAAUCCUAAUUUCUAGUGUUAGGCCCAUAUGCAUAUCCCUGUAAAUGUUCGUUUCAGGCAAAGAAUAUCAAUAAAAAAACAAGCAAAAAAAUAAAAAUAAAAUCCCCAAUGAAGGUGCAACAGCUCCCCAUCGG
Drosophila persimilis is the source of this 2754-nucleotide messenger RNA. RefSeq lists its product as uncharacterized. NCBI's taxonomy places the organism in Eukaryota, Metazoa, Arthropoda, Insecta, Diptera, Drosophilidae. Gene Ontology annotation, cellular component: nucleus. Gene Ontology annotation, molecular function: transcription cis-regulatory region binding. The record is from RefSeq and is a predicted model, not a curated record. Gene Ontology annotation, biological process: regulation of transcription by RNA polymerase II. The coding region runs from base 438 to 2150 and encodes 570 amino acids. The transcript is spliced from 3 exons.